AUGGAUCCUUUGGACGAUUGGGACGUCGUUGGGGCCGAUGAUUUUACACCUCGUGUUUCCAGUGGUGACAAAAAUGAGGAUCCGAGUACAAAGAAAGAUGCCGAUGAUUCUUUAUUAAACCAUGAAGAAAAUGCCGUUAGCAGUAAAGAUUCCGUAAAUGUUUAUAACACUCCCUCUUUUGUGAAAAGUAAAUGUAGAAUCCCUUCCGAGCCUCAGGUCGUAAGAAAUGAUAGUACACCUUCCAAUAAUUACAAUAUUGUUGCAAGUCCCGGCAAUGAAGGUGAGCCUUCAGUACAGCGCCCACCGGCGCAUCGUGAAAUUACUGGAGCUAGUGUUCUGCAAGCACGGGGAAUAUUACAUGAAAGCUUUGACAACAGUAAUGCGCAAGAAGUUGUUCAUCGCUGUCAAUAUGUAAAACAUGCGGUGGAACCGCAGCAAAAUUCCGUGAGCGCGGUUUCCAAUUCAAGAUUAUAUAAUUUGAUUGGAAAGCUGUUGUGUGCGGGGCAGUUAUUGGGUUUGGCGACGCCCAUUAGUGACGGGGAGGAACAGAAUUGUUGGGCAUUAUCAGUUAAGUUGUGGAGUCACACGUCGUGUAUCAUUAAACAGAUGGGCUCUGCUGGACAACUUAUGUGUUUUAUGGCAUUUCUUUACUUUGUUUCCGCUGCCCCAGUGGGACGGAAUAAGACGGAACACUGCAGUCCCUCCAUCAACUGUUGCAGUCUUUUUAAGGAUGGUGUACGGUAUUUUUGUUAUUUGCUAUUUCUAGUGGGACCACUACUUCGCAUUGCGGAGUUUGCUGUCCAAAAGAGGUCCUUUGGUAAAGCGCUGCACGGCUGUGAGGUUGGAGGAAGGGCGCAUAAAAUAGUGUGUAAAGCAGUUACAUGGUUUGGUAAGUGCAUACUAACGACUGCAUUAAUCGUGCCGCAAGAACCAAAGGGAGGAGCGGCGGUUAGUUAUGUGACUGCCAAAGAAACAGUGGGUAGUUGUAAAACCAAAGUUAGCGAUACAACGGAGUGUUUUGCUAGAGUGAACAGCGCCUCGGAGAAGUCGGUUCUUGGAGUGAACCGUCUCUUGUUUGUCGUUGUUUGCAUUUCACUAGUUUCAAUUAUGCGCGAUGCUGAAGAGCGUUGUACCCCUUCAUCCCGCUGA
Messenger RNA from Trypanosoma brucei brucei TREU927, 1149 nucleotides. RefSeq lists its product as hypothetical. Bases 1 to 1149 code for a protein of 382 amino acids. The transcript has a single exon. NCBI's taxonomy places the organism in Eukaryota, Euglenozoa, Kinetoplastea, Trypanosomatida, Trypanosomatidae. The record is from RefSeq and is a predicted model, not a curated record.